Pocillopora damicornis (cauliflower coral) is the source of this 2355-nucleotide messenger RNA. RefSeq lists its product as uncharacterized. The record is from RefSeq and is a predicted model, not a curated record. Lineage: Eukaryota; Metazoa; Cnidaria; Anthozoa; Scleractinia; Pocilloporidae. Gene Ontology annotation, biological process: protein phosphorylation; necroptotic signaling pathway. Gene Ontology annotation, molecular function: protein kinase activity; ATP binding.
GAUUCAGCCGAGGUGGAUGUGGAAAUAGAAAUGAAAGACAGCUAUUCUCUUGUGAAGAUGAUUUUACCGUGGUUAUUCCUGUGGAAUCUGUUAUGCUAGAGAGAGAGUCUGACGCUGAACCUGAAGAGCCUGAAACGCCGGAAGAGGACGAGAGUUCUGAGGAAUUCGAUUCAUCAGCACUUCAAGAUAGUGAAAAACAGCAAGAGACUGCACUUCAACAAACGCAAGUUUCCGAAGAGGACCACCAGGAAGACUUUUCUAUUACAGCUGUUAGAUUCCACGACGGAGAGAAAGAGGAAGAGCGACAAGAAGAGAACUUUUCUUCAGGUUUAAGUGACACUGAACAGAGAUUAAGAGAGGAACUUACAAGAACAGAACUUAGAGUAGUUUUGUUGAGCAAUGAGCUCUCAAGAAAGCAUCAGGAAGCGGAAAACUUUCAGAGACAAAUUCAGAAGAUGAAGCAACAGUUGACGAUGAGAGGAGAUCGAAAAGAGAAUUUUCGAACACAACUGGAUAAGGAGCAAAGAUUGCGAGCGGAAUUAAACGAAAAAGAAACGACAGAAAUUCUGCUACGAAAACAGCUCAGAGGAAAGAAUUGUCAAGAAGCAAGUCUCCGGCGGCAACUGGGGAUGCAAAAGCGACAACUGGAGGAGAAAGCUAAGAGUGAUGAAACUUUACGAGAACAAUUUAAAGAAAUGGAACGAAGGUUGAGGGAAGAAAUAACUGAGAAAGAUGCGAGACAAGUAGUUUUGUGUGAACAGAUCACAGAAAAGGACCAGCAGUUAACGGAGAUGAUACAACAAUUGACAGUGACAGAGGAGCGAGAAGAAGAUCUUAAGACGCAGGUAAGGAAUGUAGAAGAACAGCUGAGAGAGAAUGAGGAUCGAGUUGAGAAUUUACGAACGAACCUGAAAGAUGUUGAGCAACGAUUAACGCAGAAAGAGGCACAAGAAGAAAAUUUACAAUCAGACCUAGAGCAGAUAGAACAAAGGAUGAGAGAAGAAUUAACACAAAAGGAAACAAGAGAAACUGAGUUGCGCGACCAGCUUAGAGAAAGGGAGGAGCAGGCUGUUGACUAUCAGAGACAUUUGAGCGGGAUGGUACAGCAAUUGUCAGAAAAAAACCAUCAAAAGGAAACUUUGCUGAGACAAAUUAGGGAGAUGGAACAGCGAUCGAGAGAGGUUACAGCGGAGAAUGAGAUGAGAGAAAAUGAGUUUCGUGAACAACUCAGAGAGAGAGAGCAAGAACUGAGGGAGAUGGCACAUCAGUUGACUGAGAAGGAGCAAAAACAGGAGAACUUACGCAAGCAAAUAAGGGUACAUUUAAUGGAACAACGGCUGAGAGAAGAAAUGAUAGAAGAAGCUACUAGGCUUGGUGAGCAGCUUAGAGUAAGGGAUCAACAAAUAGAAAACUUUCAGAUGCAGUUGCAAGAGUUGCGUGAACAACUCAGAGAAAAGGAUCAGCAUUUAGCAAACGUUCGAACGCAGCUGGAGGAGCGAUUUAGAGAAAUGGUAGCAGAAAAUGCAAAUCUAAGACAACAGGUUGUUAACCUCGAGAAUCAAGCCGGAUCACAGUCCAAUGAUUGGGUAAUUUCCCGGGAUGAUAUUCAGUUGACUGAUAAAAGCCUUGGAGUUGGAGGGUGGGGCGAGGUUUUCGAGGGCAGGUACUGUGGUUGUUCUGUUGCCGUGAAGCGAAUCCAUGAGGCAAUUAACUCGCCUUACAACCAGAGUUUGUUCCAGAGGGAAAUUGAUAUUGCUUCGCGAUGCCGACACCCUUGCUUACUGCAGUUUAUUGGAGCGACUAAUGAUGAGGAAAUUCCAUUGUUUGUUACUGAGCUGAUGGAAUCGAAUUUGCGCGAGCUACUGAGACAACGACGUCUUUCCCGUAAGGAAAUCACUGUAAUUUCGCUCGAUGUGGCUCGAGCGUUGAACUACCUCCACCAAAAGAAACCUUUUCCUAUUUUUCACCGCGAUGUUAGUAGCGGCAAUGUGUUGCUAUGGCGACAGGGUGAUCAAUGGCGAGGCAAAGUGUCAGAUUAUGGUUCUGCUAAGUUUGAGGAACAGUUUAUGUCAAUUGGCCCAGGAUGUUUCGCCUACAGUGCACCUGAAGUGCAGAGACCAACAAAGCAGACAGCAAAGAUUGAUGUCUACAGUUUCGGUGUUCUCCUCUGUGAAAUGUGCAUUCAGUCAUUCCCGGAUUAUGAAAACCGUGAACGUCAAAUCGCUCAGAUGACAGACCAGGUAUUGCAAGACCUCGUCCGCCGAUGGAUAACUAUCCAGCUACAGAGCUGUUAUAUUAGGCUGUAACAUGCAAUCCCAGAGUCUCAAUCUGCAAAACACGACGAGUGAAAACAAA